Messenger RNA from Zygosaccharomyces rouxii, 807 nucleotides. It is a transcript of the gene ATG27, whose product is annotated as Atg27p. The transcript has a single exon. Bases 1 to 807 code for a protein of 268 amino acids. The record is from RefSeq and is a predicted model, not a curated record. Lineage: Eukaryota; Fungi; Ascomycota; Saccharomycetes; Saccharomycetales; Saccharomycetaceae.
AUGAGAUUCGUGUUCACUGUAGCAGUCGGUCUGCUGUUUGCACCAUGUAUCAACGCCAUUAAAUGUAAUUCUGACGAUGUUUUGAAGCGCUAUGGGAUAUCAAAGAAUACACUCUCGAGCAGUUUGCAAAGAGAUACACCACCAAGUAAAACUGCUGAACAAUGGUUUUUAGGCAUUUGUGAAGAAGAUGGGUUCGAUGCAGUCCCAGAUUGUAAUUCAAAAGAUAUUCUAUGUGGUACAACACGCGUUGCUCUACCUGAUAAGAAUCCCAUCUUGACACAAGUUAUCGACUUCCCACAAAAUAUCAAAUACAACGUUGAACAACAGGAAAAUGGAUUCACUUUGAAAUUAACAGGUGCCAAAUGGGGCUCAGGUCAAUAUGAUGCCUUCAUAGAAUUUCAUUGUAGUGAGAAUAGGGAUACCGAUGACAUGACGUUUGACCGUUGGCAAGGUUCUGAAGUUAAACUUUCCGUUCAAGGGCCCUCAGGAUGUUUGAAAAAGGAUAACAACGGUGGUGAACAUGGUGGCGAUAGUGGUGGUGAUAAUGGUAAUGAUAAACAACCUAACAAGAGUAGCGGUAGUUCGUGGUUUACCUGGUUACUUAUAUAUGCCAUCUUGUUCACAUUGAUUUACCUGUCUAUCAUAUCAUAUGCAAAUACCAGAGGUGGCUCAUUCCAAGAUUUCAAGGAAGAGUUCUUAGAUCGUUCAAAACAGCUAAUCACUUCGUUACCAGAAUUCGUCAAAGAGAUCGCAUCUAAAUUGUUUGGUAGUAGAUCCUCGCCAAGAGGUGGGUACAGUGCGGUAUAG